AUGGCAUCAGCAUCACGCAGGGGAAGAAAUACUGGGGCUUAUUUCCACCAGUUCUGUGCUGAGGCCGGAGCAACAGGAGCAGUAGAUGCAGUAGGGGCAGCAUCUAGGAGGCGUCGUAAGAGAGCUGCAGCUCAGCAGGUGCAGGUGCCUGAUGAGGUACCAGUCCAGCACGCGGAGCCCUUCCCGAUGAGGGACAUGUACAUCCCAAUGAUGGAAGCGAGGAUGGAGGCCCUUCAUAGAGGGCAGUUUCACCAUGUCUAUGGNGGAAUUGUUCUCCCUGAAUCACAAGAGAAGGUUGUUGCAAUAAAAAAGGGUGAUGCUUUGGCACUCCCUUUUGGUGUAGUGACAUGGUGGUAUAACAANGAGGAUACCGAGUUGGUNGUUCUGUUCCUGGGUGAAACAUCAAAAGCCCACAAGACUGGUGAAUUCACUGAUUUUUUUCUGACUGGUGCCAAUGGAAUCUUCACUGGAUUUUCAACUGAGUUUGUGGGGAGGGCUUGGGACUUGGAAGAAAAGGAUGUGAANGCCCUUGUUGGGAAUCAAUCAGGUAAGGGUAUUGUGAAGGUUGAAGGAAAUAUCNAGCUUCCUGAGCCUCAAGAGGANCAUAGGAAGGGCAUGGCAUUGAACUGUGAAGAGGCUCCAUUGGAUGUUGACAUCAAGAAUGGUGGAAGGGUUGUGGUGUUGAACACCAAGAACCUUCCCUUGGUUGGUGAGGUUGGUCUGGGAGCAGACCUUGUGAGGUUGGAUGGAAACGCCAUGUGUUCUCCAGGAUUCUCUUGUGAUUCUGCAUAUCAGGUUACAUACAUUGUGAGGGGAAGUGGCCGUGCUCAGGUUGUUGGUGUGGAUGGUCGUAGGGUUUUGGAAACAACUGUGAAAGCUGGAAAUUUGUUCAUUGUCCCAAGGUUUUUUGUUGUGUCCAAGAUUGCUGACUCUGAUGGCCUCGAGUGGUUCUCUAUCAUCACUACCCCCAAUCCUGUAUUUACUCACCUGGCUGGAAGUAUUGGGGCAUGGAAGGCUCUUUCACCAUCAGUUCUGCAGGCAGCUUUCAAUGUCGAUGAAGAACUUGAGAAACACUUUCGUUCAAAGAGGAAUGCAGAUGCCAUUUUCUUCCCUCCUCCAAAUUGAAGUGGCACAAAAUUAGCAUUAUGUUAUAGUUAUAUGUAUUUAUAUGGUUGAAACUGUUUGAAUUAGUUUUAGCUUUUUAGUGGACUAGCAGAUGCCAUUUUACCUUUAUUGAAUAACGUUUUACCUUUCUUUUUUACCUUUGGUGUCGGGUGUGCUUAGUAUAAGAUACAUGUUUGGUGAAUAUUAUGAAGUGAUACGAAAUGAUAAGAUUGUUUAGAUAUUAUUAAUAAA
Molecule: messenger RNA, 1356 nt
Organism: Vigna radiata var. radiata (mung bean)
Lineage: Eukaryota; Viridiplantae; Streptophyta; Magnoliopsida; Fabales; Fabaceae
Product: 12S seed storage globulin 1-like
Exons: 4
Coding region: 1-1125 (374 amino acids)
Molecular function (GO): nutrient reservoir activity
Source: RefSeq, a predicted model, not a curated record